AUGUCAGGUCCAACUCCGUCAAUGGCUCCGGGCCAGCCAACCCUCGUCCCCGUCGACCCUUCCUCUGGUCUCUGGGAGCGGUUAACACACUGGGCGUCAGAGAACAAGACUGUCGUCUACACCAUUGCUGGUGUCGGCAUUGCUGUUACGGGUGCCGGUGUAAUUUACUACCUCAAUGACAACAGCGCCAAGGACACAACACCAAAGAUCAGCAAGAAGGAGAGGAGAAAGCGAAAGGAAGCCGAUCGCAAAGCUGAUAAAGAAGCACCCUCAACCGGCCCCUCCCAAUCCAAGCCUGCUUCUGCUGAGACUGAGCCGGAGCUGCCCGACGUCGACGAGGAGUCAGUUUCUAGCCUUACUCAAGAACAGCGUGAAGAUUACGCCGCCAAACUGAAGCAGGCUGGUAACAAAGCCUACGGCGACAAGUCGUAUAACAAAGCUAUCGAGCUUUACUCCAAGGCCAUCCUCUGCAAGGCCGACCCUGUCUUCUACUCCAACCGAGCCGCCUGCCACAGUGCCAUGAGCGAAUGGGAUCAGGUGAUCGAGGAUACUACCGCCGCCAUCAACAUGGACCCCGAUUAUGUCAAGGCCAUCAACCGCCGCGCUACUGCGUACGAGCAUCAGAAGAAGUACUCCGAGGCUCUCCUCGAUUUUACAGCUUCAUGCAUCAUCGACAACUUCAAGAGCGAGUCCACCGCACAGGCUGUCGAGCGCCUUCUUAAGACCUUCGCCGAGCAAAAGGCCAAGGAGAUGAUGGCCUCCCGACCACCCAAGCUGCCCAGCCCCAUCUUCGUUGGCAACUAUCUUCAGAGCUUCCGCCCCAAGCCCCGCCCCGAAGGCCUUGAGGACUCAGAAGAGCUGGACCCUGAUACUGGCAAGGGACAGGUGCAGAUUGGUCUCCAAGCUUUGGAGAAGAAGACCGGUGAUGGGUAUGAGGAGGCUCGACAAGCUUUCGAAAAGGCCCUGGAGCUCGGCGACCUGGGUGAGUACGAAGCACUUGCUUAUAACAUGAGGGGUACUUUCCGCACUCUGCUCGGCAACCACGCCGAGGCUACACAAGACUUUGACAAGAGCAUCGAGCUUGACCCCUCAAUGACGCAAAGUUAUAUCAAGCGCGCUAGCAUCAGUCUGGAGCUUGGUGAGCCUGAAAAGGCCGAGGCCGAGUUUGCCAAGGCCCUCGAGCAGGACAAGAACGACCCCGAUGUUUACUACCACCGUGCCCAGGCCCAUUUCAUCAAGGGCGACCUUGCCGAUGCUCAGAAGGACUACCAGAAGUCGAUCGACCUCGAUAAGGACUUCAUCUUCUCUCACAUCCAACUCGGCGUUACCCAGUACAAGAUGGGCUCGAUUGCCUCGUCAAUGGCUACUUUCCGACGAUGCAUCAAGAACUUCCCCAAGGUCCCCGAUGUUUACAACUACUACGGAGAGCUACUCCUCGACCAAGGCAACUUCUCCGAAGCCGUCGAGAAAUUCGAUACCGCCAUGGAGAUGGAGAAGCAGACUAAGCCCAUGUCCAUGAACGUCCUGCCCCUCAUCAACAAGGCCUUGGCUCUCUUCCAGUGGAAGCAAGACUUCAAGGAGGCCGAGGCCCUUUGCAAGAAGGCUCUUAUUAUUGACCCCGAAUGCGAUAUCGCCGUUGCUACUAUGGCUCAGCUCCUCCUCCAGCAGAACAAUGUUCCUGCUGCCCUCAAGUACUUCGAGCGUGCCGCCGAGCUUGCCCGAACCGAAGGCGAGAUUGUAAAUGCUUUGUCCUAUGCUGAGGCCACACGAACACAAGUCCAAGUUACGGAGAAGUACCCCAAGCUGGCAGCAAAGUUGGCAGGUGGUGCCGGACCUGGAGGCCUUCGCAUGGGACCUCAAUAA
This is a messenger RNA of Fusarium venenatum, 1863 nucleotides long. RefSeq lists its product as uncharacterized. Gene Ontology annotation, biological process: protein import into mitochondrial matrix; protein insertion into mitochondrial inner membrane. Gene Ontology annotation, cellular component: mitochondrial outer membrane. The record is from RefSeq and is a predicted model, not a curated record. NCBI's taxonomy places the organism in Eukaryota, Fungi, Ascomycota, Sordariomycetes, Hypocreales, Nectriaceae. Gene Ontology annotation, molecular function: protein binding; protein-transporting ATPase activity.